This is a messenger RNA of Exophiala oligosperma, 798 nucleotides long. RefSeq lists its product as uncharacterized. The transcript has 2 exons. NCBI's taxonomy places the organism in Eukaryota, Fungi, Ascomycota, Eurotiomycetes, Chaetothyriales, Herpotrichiellaceae. Bases 1 to 798 code for a protein of 265 amino acids. The record is from RefSeq and is a predicted model, not a curated record.
AUGGAUGAUUUUUUGUGGCGAGGAGCGCCGAUGACACCCGAGACCCGGUAUGGAGCCCAGCGCAACUGGAGUCGGCGACUUGAGUCCGCAGAAUUAUUCAAGGGCGAGGCAAAAGUGUGCGCUUGGCGUUGGGAACCACAGAUGCCGCAGUCGCCAAACUUUCCGCCGUCGACAGCCACGAGUGCGAUGCAGGCCACGACGACGGCUGCGCGUCGGUUGUCCGCCGCGGACGCCUCAUGGUCCAGUGGUGGUGUCAACAAGCGAUCGUCUCUGCCGCCGGGGUUCCGACCCCUCGGCCACGCUCUGCAGCACUCUUCAGCUGGCAAGUACUCGUACAAUGCCUCUCCGCUGCAGCGAGCACUGACCCCCCCUCCUCCUGACAUGCUGGGACCCAAUGACGCCGAACCUUUUCCCUCUGUCGAGUCGGUGGAGAGCGCGGGAUCGGGAGCAAAGAUGCAACCCACGUCCACCAUGUCAUGGUCUCACCACGAGCAGACUAGUCCGCUGCAGCAGUAUUCCCAUGGGGGUUACCAACACUCACAGUCAUCUUCGUUUGGCAGCAAAUCGGAAGUGUUGGAGAUUUACUGUGCAUCUUGUGGUCGGCCCUGGCUGCUCAAAAAUGCCUUUGCCUGCACCGAGUGCAUCUGUGGCGUGUGCAGCGACUGUGUUGGACAGAUCAUCAGCAGCUCCCCAGCCCAGGUGACUGUCCAACCAGGAAUCGCGCCGAUGCGCCGCGGUUGCCCCCGCUGCGGAGUCAUGGGCGGGAAAUGGAAGCGAUUUCAACUGGAUUUUCGAUAA